Molecule: messenger RNA, 1044 nt
Organism: Sturnus vulgaris (Common starling)
Lineage: Eukaryota; Metazoa; Chordata; Aves; Passeriformes; Sturnidae
Gene: YRDC
Product: yrdC N6-threonylcarbamoyltransferase domain containing
Biological process (GO): regulation of translational fidelity
Cellular component (GO): cytoplasm
Molecular function (GO): tRNA binding; nucleotidyltransferase activity; double-stranded RNA binding
Source: RefSeq, a predicted model, not a curated record
AUGGCGCGGGCGGCGCGGAUGCUGGCGCUGGCGCGGGCGGCGGAGGGAGCGGUGGGGCCGGGGCCGGGCCGUGCCCGCCUGGUGCUGUUGCCGUCCGGCGGCGGGGCCCGGCCCGACCCUCAGGGUGCUCGCAGGGAACCAGCGGAGGGGGGAUGCUGGGCCGGCAGGAGCGCCUCGGCCGAGCUGCGCUGCGCCGGAGCGGAGGGCGGCGGCCCCGGGCCGUGGCGGCAGGAGCCGGGGCACCCCGCUGAGGCCUGGUGUGGCGCAGGCUGGAGGGAGGCGGUGGCGGCCGCGGCCGGUGCCCUGCAGGCGGGCGGGCUGGUGGCGGUGCCCACGGACACGGUGUACGGCGUGGCUUGCCUGGCGCAGGACUCGGCCGCGGUGCGCAGCAUCUACAGCCUGAAGGGGCGGAACGGCGCCAAGCCGCUCGCCAUCUGCCUCGGGGACGUGGAGCGGCUCUACAGGUACUGCCACGUCAAUGUUCCCGACGAGCUGCUGCGGGAUUUGCUCCCGGGACCUGUGACCCUGGUCUUAAAGCGCUCAGAAGAACUAAAUAAAGACUUGAAUCCAUUCACAUCGCUGGUUGGUGUUCGCAUUCCAGACCACCCCUUCAUGAGAGACCUGGCACGAGCCUGCCCGGGGCCGCUGGCUUUGACAAGCGCCAACAUCAGCUCCCAGGGCAGCACCCUGACCGUGUUGGAAUUCCAGGACCUGUGGCCUCAGUUGUCCUUGGUCAUUGAUGGAGGCCCCAUAGGAGACACCCAGAGCCCAGAGUGUCGCUUGGGGUCAACUGUGGUUGAUUUAUCUGUGUCGGGGAAAUUCUCCAUCAUCCGGCCUGGCUGUGCACUGGCGCCCACGGUUGAAAUACUGAAGAAGAAGUAUGGCUUGGUACCAGAAUCUUCCUAACCCUUGGGACUGGGAGCUGCUGGAGCUGGGCACUGUGUGCCUGUGCACUCAGGAGUGGGUGAUCAUGGCCUUGUUUAAUAAGGUCGAUGGGUUAUGUCAAGGUAAAUUUUAAAGAAGAUUAAAAAAGAAAGAAAACCC